CCGGGGGUGACCUCACCUUCCAACAUGGCGGCGGCGGUAGAUUAGGGCUGCGGGUCGAAGCAGCCACCGCCGCUGGGGGACCCUGUCGGAAACGACUGCCGCCGCCGCCGCCGCCGCCCCUUCCAUCUCUUCUGGGGCAAGGGGCCAGGGCCAGGUUUUACACAUCUGUAAGUAGACUUCUGGAGCUCUGCCAGCCAACUCAAUGGCGUCCUCUACUACUGUGCCUCUAGGAUUUCACUAUGAAACGAAGUAUGUUGUUCUCAGCUACUUGGGACUCCUCUCUCAGGAGAAGCUACAAGAGCAGCAUCUUUCCUCGCCCCAAGCUUCACAACCUCUGGAUCAAGAAGUUUUAUUAAAAGUUAAAACUGAAAUUGAAGAAGAGCUAGAAUCCCUGGACAAAGAAAUUUCUGAAGCAUUCACCAGCACAGGCUUUGAUCGUCAUACUUCUCCUGUAUUCAGCCCUGCUAACCCAGAAAGCUCCGUGGAAGACUGCUUGGCUCAUCUUGGGGACAAAGUAUCGCAGGAACUGAAAGAGCCUCUGCAAAAGGCAUUGCAAAUGCUUCUCAGCCAGCCAGUGACAUAUCAGGCAUAUCGGGAAUGUACACUGGAGACCACAGUUCAUGCCAGCGGCUGGAAUAAGAUUUUGGUGCCUCUGAUUUUGCUACAACAAAUGCUUUUGGAGUUGACAAGACGUGGUCAAGAGCCUCUGAGUGCAUUGCUACAGUUUGGUGUGACAUAUCUGGAGGACUAUGCAGCAGAGUACAUCACUCAACAAGGUGGCUGGGGCACUGUCUUUAACCUUGAAUCAGAGGAGGAGGAAUACCCUGGAAUCGUUGCAGAAGAUAGCAAUGACAUUUAUAUCCUGCCCAGUGACAACUCUGGACAAGUCAGUCCUCCAGAGUCUCCUACUGUGACCACUUCUUGGCAGUCAGAAAGCCUACCUGUUUCACUGUCAGCCAGCCAGAGUUGGCACACAGAAAGCCUCCCAGUGUCCCUAGGUCCUGAGUCCUGGCAGCAGAUCGCAAUGGAUCCUGAAGAAGUCAAAAGCUUAGAUAGCAAUGGGGCUGGAGAGAAGAGCGAGAAUAACUCUUCUAAUUCUGACAUUGUGCAUGUGGAGAAAGAAGAAAUUCCUGAAAGCAUGGAAGAGGCUGCCGUGGCAUCUGUCGUCUUGCCAACCAAGGAGCUGCGGGAGGCGCUCCCGGAAGCACCAGCUCCCUUGCUUCCACAUAUCACUGCCGCUUCCUUGCUGGAGAUGAGGGAGCCCGACACAGAAGGGAUGACAGUGGAGACAGUCAGCCCUGCUCCGUCUUCGUUCGUGGAACUUGCUGAAGAAGAGAACUUGCUGAAGACAAAAGCAGCAACGGUUGAAUCUGUUGAACUGGAAGAGGAGGUGACCCCCACACUGGAACCCACAGCAACACUGCUGAGUGAAGAGGAGAUGCGUGUGAGGAGAGGGGGCCUUCGAGAAGGCCCCUCCCCUGCAGGAGAAGCAAAAGCCAUCCCACUGUCUGAAGGCAAAUCUAUACUGCUGUUUGGAGGGGCCGCCGCCAUCGCCAUGCUGGCAGUGGCAGUUGGGGUCGCACUGGCUCUCAGAAAGAAAUAGCAGAUUUUUCAGAAGAGAAAGAAAAUAAAAAAUGUCAGGUUUUAGCUGUACUGACUGAAUUUGAACCACCAACAGCUGAUUUGGACAUUUGUGGAACACUCUGGGAUAAUGGGGGACUUCUGCUCAACAAGGCAGUAAAUUGAUCCACAUAGUAGGGCUUCAGGUAGAGAGCAUUCACGUUUGUCUGAUUUUAAGUUCCAAGGGCCUCGACUCCUGCUAAAUUCGGAAUCCUAUGCGUCAAGCACUCCCUCUAGAACAGGGUUUCUCAACCUUGGCAUUAAUGACAUUAUGAUUAAUUCUUCGUUGUAGGAGGCUGUCCUGUGCACUGUAGGAUGGGCAACAUCCUUGGCCUCUACCCACUAAAUACAAGUAGCACCCUUCCCCCAGUUGUGACAAUCAGAAAUGUCUCCUGACAUUGCCAGAUGUCCUCUGGGGGCAAAAUUGUUCCUGUGGAGAGCCACAGCUCUAGAGGGAAAGGGUUAAUUUAGGAUCAUCUGGGAUAGAAAUUCCCAGGCAAAAGGGCUCAGCUGUGGGCUCCUCAGCUACUGAUUUGUUCCUGCCCUUGGAAUUUCAUCUUUCCUGGUGAACAUGCUGGGUUUUGCAGCCAUUCUUUUGUGGCUCUUCUUUUCUUCCCCACCUUCUUGGUCCUGUAGCGUGAGGGUGCUCUCCCCUGAUGUCUCAGCUGCCUCUCAGGUACUACACUGCUCCUCUUCACCGCCAGGUUCUUUAUAAGGCCCCAUGGGAGAGUGCUUGGUCCGCACCCAUUAAGUCCCUGAUGCUUCCUACAGCUCCACCUUGUAAAGAUGUUGUCGUUAGUCAUCUUAAAAAAAAUAAAUAUAAAAGAGACCUAGGGUUCCCUGCCUGUGGAUGCGAGGGCAAGUAACUGGCUAGAGAGUGGUAUUUAUCUCAUUUAUAAGCAGGAUGACUUAGGUGGCCAAGUGUCUUCUGGCCCUUUUGUGUAUGGCCGGCCACCCUUCUGAGCUUAUGGUUACUUGCUGGCAGCAUCUCUGUUGCUGGAUGGUCACUGUCUAUAAUCUGGGCUGUGUGUUUUCCCUUUAUCUGGCCUCAGUCUUCUUAACUGGUCAACCAGUUUCUCUGCGGUCUCUUCCCAUGUGAUAAGGAUUUUCAUACUCGGGCUUACAGACCAAUUGAAUCAUAACUCAAUAAGAGUUAUACAGAAAAUCUCCCUAAAUACCAUUGAAAUAAAAAGUAGGAAAAGAGAAGCUUGAAUUUCUUGAGGCUACCCUUGAGAUUCUAGUUUGGCUUUCAGAGUUCAAGAGUAAGACUUCUUCCCUGAACUCUUUACAGUCCAAAUGCCAGAGUGACAAACCAAAAUGAUUCUAAUCAGUAUGUGCUAGUUGAGAAUCAGCAUAACUUCUUUCAUCUGGCUGAUCCCAUCCCUAACGGGGGGUGGGACUAUGUCUUUUCAUGUGUGAGGGUCAGUGUCACUAUGCAGGACACACAUGCUUGAGACAGGUCAUCUCAGAUUUAUCUUAGUAAAUGUAACAAAUUACUUUUUAGAUCCUGAAAUUUGUAAUAAAAUUACUUUACUAUCCUGAUCACCAAAA
Zalophus californianus (California sea lion) is the source of this 3171-nucleotide messenger RNA. It is a transcript of the gene BCL2L13, whose product is annotated as BCL2 like 13. Lineage: Eukaryota; Metazoa; Chordata; Mammalia; Carnivora; Otariidae. The record is from RefSeq and is a predicted model, not a curated record. The transcript has 7 exons. Bases 203 to 1603 code for a protein of 466 amino acids. Gene Ontology annotation, biological process: regulation of apoptotic process; apoptotic process. Gene Ontology annotation, cellular component: mitochondrion.